This is a messenger RNA of Colletotrichum truncatum, 1281 nucleotides long. RefSeq names its product extracellular exo-polygalacturonase. Gene Ontology annotation, biological process: carbohydrate metabolic process. Gene Ontology annotation, molecular function: polygalacturonase activity. Lineage: Eukaryota; Fungi; Ascomycota; Sordariomycetes; Glomerellales; Glomerellaceae. The record is from RefSeq and is a predicted model, not a curated record.
AUGGCAUACUCAGCAAUGAAAUCUCUUGCCUUGGUUUUCCUUGGACUUUCCAUCACCGUACUGGCUGGCUCUGUACAAGUCUCGACUGUUGAUGGUCGACCUCAGUGUACGGUUACGGCAAACGGAGACAAGAAAAGCGACGUUGAGAAUAUUUUGGCGGCAUUUGAUAAGUGUGGCAAAUCAGGAAACAUAGUCUUCCCCAAAGACCAAAAUUACUGGAUUGAUCAGAAGUUGAAUCCGCGUGUUAACGAUGUGAGGAUUCAAUGGCGAGGAGAGUGGACGUUCUCGGAUAAUCUUACCUACUGGCGCUCCAACUCAUAUUUCAUUGAGUUCCAGAACCACCGUGCUGGUUUUAUUCUCAGUGGAGACGGUAUCUACAUUGAUGGUUUUGGAACAGGUGGUAUCCAUGGCAAUGGUGACGCCUGGUAUACGGCCGAAGCUGGAGAGACUAUUGAGGGCCGCCCAAUGCCUUUCGUGUUCUGGAAUGUCAGCGAUGUCACAGUCAAAAACUUUUACAUCAGACAACCCCAGUUCUGGGCGUAUAACAUUAUGAACGGGACGAACAUGUACUUUGAGAAUAUCAGCAGCAAUGCUACUGCGACGAAAGCCCCGGCUAGGUACAACUGGGUGCAGAAUACAGACGGGUUUGAUACCAUGGACGCGCGCAACAUCCGUGUCAAAGGUUUCGAGUACACGGGUGGAGAUGACUGCGUGGCCAUCAAGCCUCGAUCCUACAACAUUCACUUGGAGGAUGUCACCUGCCAUGGAGGCAAUGGGAUCGCCAUCGGAAGUUUAGGACAAUAUCUCGAGGAUUCGAGUGUGGAAGAUGUCGUCAUGAACAAUUUGCUACUGAAACGAACAUCAAUCGACAUGCGCUUCGGUGUCUACAUCAAAACUUGGAUUGGGGAGCUUGCACCUCAAAGCCACUAUGAAAAUGCUGGACAGCCGCGCGGCAGGGGUUGGGGCCGUGUUCGCAACAUUCUGUUUUCAAAUGUCCAUUACGAGAGGGUCAACAACGCACCGUCUAUUCACCAGAACAACGGAAACAAUGGCUCGUUUGCUGGGACUAGUAACAUGGAAGUUUCACACGUUACCUUUGCCAACUUUACAGGCACGCUAUCUGGAACUUCGAAUCGGGUCAGCCUUACUUGCAGCCAACGACAUCCCUGUGGAAACAUCACAUUCAAGGACAUUAAUCUUCUCACAUCAAGCGGCACAAACACAACUUGCACUGGGAGGUGGACAGUGCCUGAAACAGUUACUGGGCUUUCAGGAUGUUGA